Cetraspora pellucida is the source of this 150-nucleotide messenger RNA. NCBI's taxonomy places the organism in Eukaryota, Fungi, Glomeromycota, Glomeromycetes, Diversisporales, Gigasporaceae. The record is from the annotation of a GenBank genome assembly.
GAGAUUGUGGUUUUUAGAUUUCUUGAUUAUGUCGUACGAUCUGCACCACAAACAAAUCAUGAUCGACCAGUAAAUCAUAUUAAAUCAGCAACAGUUUCUAUAAACUAUUCUCUUCAAGCACUUGUAUCGUGGCUAUUUUGUAUGCAAGAA